UCCAUCUCUCACGGCUCCGGGCAGGGAAAGGACUGUCCUGCCCCGUUCCUCUGGCGGGAGGGGAGAGCGUGCCGACGGCCACAGGAGAGCAGCAGAGGGCCUGCCCGGCAGGACGGGCCGAGCUCUGAUCUCAGCCGCUUCCCCAAAAGCGCCCUGAAACUAAUCCUGAUAUCAGUCUCGUUGCAAAACAUGGUGAGGGAUUUCUGUGGGAAGGCAGGACCUCGGCCACUUCCUCCAGCAGCCUCAGCGUGAGGCGGGAAGCCACGCAACGCAGCCGCUUCCCAACGGGGCGCCGCCGGCAGCUCCCGGCAAUGCCCCUUCCCCGGGCUUGAGGAUGGCCAUGGAGCUGAGAGUCCUCCUCCUUCUGCCACUCUGCUGCCCAGGCCUCCGAGCCCAAACCCCGGGUGCCGAGGAGAGCCGGCGGGAAGGAAGCACUCUCUCCGUCCAGUGUCUUUACACACCGCAGGCCCCCUUCCCUUCACAGAAAGCCUGGUGCCGAGUGAAUAACGGAAUCUGCGAAGCCUUAGUGGGGACAACUUACUCAACACUUAAUACGUACAUAAACGAGGCCACACAGGGCACAGUUACAAUAGAAGAUGACGUCAAACGUGGGGCCAUUUCCAUCACCAUGAAAAACCUCCAGGUGCAGGACUCCGGCACAUACUCCUGUGCUUCCCAGCGUAACACCAACACACUCUGGCUGCUAAAGACAAUCUCACUGAACGUUUUCAAGGAGUUACACAGGUGGGAGUUGGACUCGCUGUCUGUGCAGUGCCCAUACAAUGCCCAGACGCCCAGCACAACACCGAAAGCCUGGUGCCGAAGGCAAGGUCCCACUUCGUGCAACACCGUGGUCAGCACAAAUUACCCUUCAACACGGCAGUACACCCAGCAAAGCAGAACCUCGAUCCGGGACAACACCCAGGGCAAGACUGUCACCAUCACCAUGCAGAAGCUGCAGCAACAGGACUCUGGUGUGUACUGGUGUGUGCUCUACACACAGACACAUCGCACCCGAAUAAUGGAAGUCAGGCUCACCGUGUCCAAGAGGACUCAACAAUACACAGCCAGGGAGUCGGACACGCUCUCUAUCCUGUGUCCGUACAGCCCCCGAGACUACGGGGCAGUGACGAAAGCCUGGUGCAAAGUGGGAGCUGGGGAAGAAUGUGCUGUCCUGGCCCGCACAGACCGGCAGCCCUCCGGGCAUCGCAGGACAGCUCAGCCAGGCACAACCACCAUCCAGGACGACAGCCAUAGGGGGAUAGUCACCGUCACCAUGGAGAAGCUGCGGGCAGAGGACUCUGGCGUGUACUGGUGUGCACUUUACGAACACCCUCAUCUUUUCCGAAUAGUGGAGGUUACACUCAAUAUCUCUAACGCUUCAACUGAAACAACUUUGUCAGUUACUGCAACCACAAGUCAAACAACUCCUUCGGCCAACGAUGCCAGCUUCACGACCACUGCACCGUCGAAAAGCUCCAGUGUAAAUAUCUUCAUCCUCCUCUCUGUGGUCCUGGGCAUCCUGCUCAUACUGGCACUUAUCAGCAUGAUAACACUGUACAUCAAGAAGUGCAGACGAGGUAACAGACAAGCAGAAGACAUCUAUGAAAAACCAGAGGACACAGCACAGUUUCAGAGCACUGAAAGAAUGGGAAGUCCCAGGAAUGACAGCAAUGACCUAAAAUAUGUUACCCUGCACUUUACAACCCCGCUCAGCCCUGAGGAACCUCUCUACGCUAAUGUUGGACCAAGUCAGGCUCCCAGGAAACCCAAAGCUGAAACUGUGGAAUACGCUGACAUUGCACUCAAGGAAUUACCGACGAAUGACAAAGGAUGAAGCACAGGACUCAAACAACCCAGAAAUGGGAGAAAAGAAGUGGAACACAGAGAGGGAAUGGGGAGUAGCUGGUAUCUGCAAGGACACGGGGAAAAGAGCUAAGGUUUUGCUGCCAUGUAUAGCCUGCAUAUGCAUUUUGAGACCUCUCUCCUAUGGGAGACCAGUAGCGAUUUUUGUCACUGCUGUGCAGAUUCUCUCAGGUCAGAGAGAAGUGCUGGGUAACUCUCAGGACCCCUUGCACAUCAAUUUUCUUGGAUUCUAUUAAAAUGCAGAUUCUUUUGGAGAGGCAGGUGUGGAGCAGUGACCUUUUUAAAAAGAGCAGUACUUGCCUGGCUGCGGGUGGGUCUGUAUUUCAACUAUGUUCAACGGUAGAAGCUCUACCCUGCUUCUAAUGGUUCAGCAA
Messenger RNA from Dromaius novaehollandiae (emu), 2240 nucleotides. Its product is annotated as polymeric immunoglobulin receptor-like. Gene Ontology annotation, cellular component: cell surface. Lineage: Eukaryota; Metazoa; Chordata; Aves; Casuariiformes; Dromaiidae. The transcript has 8 exons. Bases 335 to 1837 code for a protein of 500 amino acids. The record is from RefSeq and is a predicted model, not a curated record. Gene Ontology annotation, molecular function: signaling receptor activity.